GAGUAGGAUCUUGGCUUCACGUCACCCCACCGAAGACCGUUUCUAAUCUCUCUUACUUUCUCUCUCUAGAUCCAACGGCUCUAAUCAAAUCCAGCUCCCUCCUUCCACUUCUUUCUCACUCUUUCAUCUUCCUCCGAUCUCUGAUCACCUCAUCAAAACGCUGCGUUUUGGCAUCCGGUGAAACCCCGCCGCCGUCUCUCCAUGGGUUAACUUAACUUAACCUAACCGCCGCCAGCAAACCAACGAACCAACGAACCACCACCCAACUGUCCAGUCCAAACGGCGUCGUUUCGGCUUCCGACGAUGAAGUCCACCACCGUGGACCGCCACAUCGGUCUGCUCAACCUCGCCAAAACCCUCUCCUUCCUCGUAGUCUUCGUCGCCGGCGUGGUCGUCGGCAUGACCGCCAGCUCUCAGAUCAACCGCUACUUCGUCUCACAAGCCAAACUUUACUUCUACAGCAACAUGAACAAUCACUUCUCGGCUAUGCAGAUUCCGAACCCUGCAUUGAGGAAUUGCAGUUCUGAGGCGAAUUUGACUCAUGGGUUCUCCGAUAACGAGCUGUUUUGGAGGGCUUCGAUGGUGCCCAGGAGGGCUGAGUACCCCUUCAAGAGAGUGCCCAAAGUGGCCUUCAUGUUCUUGACCCGCGGCCCUUUGCCGCUGAUGCCGCUGUGGGAGAGGUUUUUCGAGGGCCAUCGCAAGUAUUUUUCGGUUUAUGUUCAUGCUCUGCCUGGUUUCGAGCUCAACGUGUCGAUGCACUCCGCCUUUUACAAAAGGCAGAUUCCCAGUAAGAGUGUUGAAUGGGGAACGGUAGCACUAGCAGAAGCAGAAAGGCGCCUUCUAGCCAAUGCCCUGCUCGACUUUUCAAACGAGCGUUUUGUUCUCCUAUCAGAGAGCUGCAUCCCCAUCUACAACUUCCCAAUAGUUUAUAAAUACCUGAUCAAUUCUGACUACAGUUUUGUUGAGUCCUACGAUGACCCCUCCCGCUAUGGGCGUGGUCGCUACAGCCGCAACAUGCUGCCCAACAUCAAGCUCUAUCAAUGGCGGAAAGGGUCUCAAUGGUUUGAACUCAGCCGUGAGCUGGCCGUUAACAUAGUUGCAGACACCAAGUACUACACACUCUUCAAGAAAUACUGUAAGCCCUCCUGCUACCCAGAUGAGCAUUACAUCCAAACCUUUCUGAACAUGUUCUAUGGUUCACUAAACGCGAACCGAAGCGUCACUUGGGUUGACUGGUCAAUGGGGGGGCCGCACCCAGCAACCCUGGGGGCAGCUAACAUUACAGAAGGCUUUAUACAGGCAUUAAGGAAUAAUGGAACAGUGUGUCCAUACAAUUCAGAAAAAACAUCUGUCUGUUACCUCUUUGCUAGGAAGUUUGCCCCGAGCGCACUGGAGCCCUUACUCAACCUCACCUCAAAAGUAAUGGGAUUUAAAAAUUUUUGAUUUGGAAGAGGAGAUAUAUAUUUUUCUUUUCAUUUUUCACAGAUACAUAGGAUUUUGACACAGCUUCUCUAAUACUCCCCUAGUUCUUUAGUGUUGGUUAAUGAUUUUUGUUCACCAAGAAUUGUACAGGUAGUUUUCAUAGAGACCUGCAAUUGAAACCAGCAAAUUCUUUGAGAAAUGUCAAUAUGAGAAUUCCAUAGCAA
Molecule: messenger RNA, 1646 nt
Organism: Vitis vinifera (wine grape)
Lineage: Eukaryota; Viridiplantae; Streptophyta; Magnoliopsida; Vitales; Vitaceae
Product: glycosyltransferase BC10
Exons: 2
Coding region: 304-1443 (379 amino acids)
Cellular component (GO): membrane
Molecular function (GO): glycosyltransferase activity
Source: RefSeq, a predicted model, not a curated record